UUUUACAAGAAAAAAAUGCAGAUGUCUUUCCAAAGACAUAUGUUGCCGGUGUCUUUCCGAGGCAAAGUCACCAAAAGACCAGCUACUCAGGAUCAGGAUUGCUUUCUUCUUUAUCCUUCAGAAGACCUUAGCAAUCUGUGGGUAAAUCUGAACAAUAAGAUUGUGAUGAGACGUUUAGGUUUUCAUGACACUAGGAACUCCUCUUAUCCCAGUGUAGUAUUCAACUGUAUGUAUGAUGACAGAUCAGAAUUGCCACACUUAAGAAAACUGUAUAGUCUUCUAACUUUUAGGAACAGAUCAACUGCUUGUUAUCCACUAGAAUACUGGGCAUCCUGUGGUGGUCAUCCAGCAGCCAGGAACAGAUCUUUAGAAAUAUAUUAAAAUUAUAUACUACGAACUGAGAGUAGUGUACCCGAGCCACCUUUACAUGAUCAGAUCUCCUUUGAUCCAGACUGUCACUCGCUAUCCAAAACUAUCCCAAUAAAGGACAAUACAA
This is a messenger RNA of Amphimedon queenslandica, 496 nucleotides long. RefSeq lists its product as uncharacterized. The record is from RefSeq and is a predicted model, not a curated record. Lineage: Eukaryota; Metazoa; Porifera; Demospongiae; Haplosclerida; Niphatidae. The coding region runs from base 16 to 381 and encodes 121 amino acids. The transcript has 3 exons.